CCCAUGCAAUGUACUGCCAAACUAUGACAGUUUAACCACCAGUCCUCUCAACCUAAGCCAGUCAUCCUUACAAAUCUUACAUAGGAUUCCUAGGCCAAAACGCCACCCGAGCUCGAGUUCAAGGUAACAAAUGAAGCCUGGACAGUCGUGUAGAGAAUGGCGCUUAUCCUGGGGACAGGCGUGGGCGUUUUUGUAACCGGGAUACUGACCAGGAUAGUGACAGGAGAAACUACAGUCUCUGUUGUCGUCUGUGUCAUUGGCGUAUUUGUCUUCUCACGGGUUCUUGUAACGGUGACUGUCGAGGGCGGUAGGGUGGAGUUGCUGGUGCUGCUUAUGGGGCUACUUGUUGGGCUUAUAGUGACGUUCGCGAAAAUGGUUGCUGUGACGGUCGUCACGCUACCUGGGAGAGGAGUCACAUUCGGGUAGGGCGGGGAGUUGUCGAUUAUUUGCCCAAUGAACUCGAAGCAGCCUAUAGUAUA
Molecule: messenger RNA, 479 nt
Organism: Annulohypoxylon truncatum
Lineage: Eukaryota; Fungi; Ascomycota; Sordariomycetes; Xylariales; Hypoxylaceae
Exons: 1
Coding region: 157-426 (89 amino acids)
Source: RefSeq, a predicted model, not a curated record